UCCAUAUUAUAGUCUUUUCACGGGAGCUUAUUGACCCUCUCACACUAAGACAAAAUCCGUCAGUUCAAGUGUGCCGUUUCACCUGAAAUCGUCAGAUUCCGGCGAGAUGGCCGUCGUAGAUUCGCCGGAUUGGCCUCCUCCGGGAUGGACAGAGGAUGUCAAAGUAUCAAACGGAAGAAAAAUCAAGUACUAUACAAAUGGGGAGACUGGGAAAAAGUUUUAUUCCAAGAAGGAAGUCGCUCGGUACUUGAACACAAAAGAUUCUUGCGAUGAUGUAACUCAAGCAAUGACUAGUCAAGGUAAGAACUGCUCUGAGAACAAUGUUAGUCAUAUGGAUAAUCAAGAUGAGAGCUUCUCCAAGGACAAUGUUAGUCAAAUGGAUAAUCUAGAUAAGAGUUGCUCUGGGAACAAUGUUAGUGAGGCUGUUGGGAGACCAAAUAAUUCUCAUGAAUGGUUACCUCCAGGGUGGAUAGUUGAAUUAAAGACUCGUAAGUCUGGCUCACAUGCUGGUACACCUUACAAGGUUUACAUUGAUCCAUCAACUGGAAGCAAAUUUUAUUCAAAGCCUGAAGUUUCUAAAUAUCUCAAAACUACGAAGCAGAACAACAUCGUGGGAGAAGGACAGAUACAUGGAGAUGGUGAAGUAUCUUCUUCAAAUCAGAAAAGAUCAGAGGAUUCCAAAAAUAUCAGGGGUGGGGCUCAGACUCGCAAAUCCAAAAGGCUGAAAUCUGACACCGACCAGGCCUCGUCUGGCAUUGAGGAGGGGUCAUUUUCCAAGCUGAAAGCAUCUCAGGAUUUUGAAGAAGUUGGGGAACAGAGUUGCACAACCAAAAGGAAGAAAUCUGGCAUUACCAGGACUACAAAGACUUCUCCUUCUCAUGGUGCUGGAGAGGACUUCACUUUAAAUGAGAAAACAUCUCUGGGUUCCAAAGAAAAUGGGGCACAAAGUCCCCAAUCCAAAAGACAGAAACCUGGCAGUGGUUGUCUGUCAGCAAAGAGUGUUUCUUCUGUUGCAGUUGACUGCGAUUCAGCAGAUGAAUUACCCCCUGGCUGGAAAAAAGAAAGUAGACAAAAUGAUCGUGGAACAAGGGAAUACCUGCUCUACACGGAUCCAGUACAUGGGUAUAAAUUUCACUCCAAAAAGGAAGUUUUGCGCUAUCUACAAACUGGAGAUGCUAGUAGGUGUGCUAGAAGACCUGCGAAAAGGAAUGUAGCUUCAACUACAAAGGAUGAUUCUCCCACGACAGAUGAUGCCAGCUUGAAGAAAUUAGGAGGCUUUACGACAGGAAGACAGCUUUUUUCCACUGACGAGUCGAAAGGGGGAAAAUUUUUUGGUACUUGCUCACCUGCACAGCAAGUUGAGAGUUCGAAGAAACAGCCUGACUGCAGUGUGUCUGAUCCUAAUGCCAUCAUCACAUCCAUUUUAGCUGAGAUAAAUGAGAAUCAUUCCUUUGAAAAUAUAGUUGAAGAUGCUGAAAUCGAAACUGUAAGUGUUGGUGUUAAACAGCAAUUAGCUGUUUCCACUGAGUCGGAUCUCCUCUCGGAGAAGCAACUACUAGAAAAUAAGCAGGAAAAGCAUAGUUCUAAAGAAACACAGCAGUCAAAAAAAUCCAGAAAAACAGAGUCACUUAACCUUGGUCGUCGGGUCUCCAAAAGACUUGCAGGUCAAAAUAUAGAAGCAGUGGCUGAUUUGGAUCUUGGUGAACGUGCUCUUCCAGCUGUAGUUGAUAAAUCUGCCUCUCUGAACCUCUCCGUGAAUGCCUGCAGCCAGGAAUUGCUCCAGGACUCCGAUCCUACACCAGAAACUGGCAAGUCUGAUCAGGCUUCUUUGAAUGGAGACCCUUCAUUGGAUGAUUUACCCCCAGGCUGGAAAAAAGAAAUCAAAAUUACUAAAAAAGCUUAUGGGAUAAGAAAAGACCCGUUAUACAUUGAUCCAGUGGAUGGCUAUGUAUUUCGCUCCAAGAAGGAUGUUUUCCGCUAUCUACAAACUGGAGACAUCAGUAGUUGUGCUAUAAGACCUGUCAAAAGGGAUCUAGAUGCUACAAUGAAGGAGAGUUCUCCCACAACAGUUGACACCAAUUCGAAGAAAUUAGGGUGCUCUGUAACCGAAAGGCAACCUUUUGCUGCUAAGGAAUCCAGAGGUCGAAAACAUUCAGUUACUUGUUCACCAGAAGUACAAGCUGAGAGUUCCAAGAAACAGCCUGAAAGCAGUGCGUCCAAUGCAAACAUUAUUAUUACAUCAUCUGCAGCUGAUAUUAUUGUGAAGCAUUCAAUUCAAAAUGCUGAAAUAAGUCUAGACACAGAGCCAGAAAUAAGAGACUCAAGUGCAGACACAAAAGUCAUAGCUGCUGAAAGUAACGCUAUUAAAAGGUUAUCAGCUGUCUCAACCCCUCAGUCAGAUCUACCCUCAGAGCAGCAAUUACUAGAAAAUGAGCAUGAAAAACAUAUUAAUAAAGAAAAACCGGAGCAGUCAAGAAGAUCCAGAACUAAGAAACCACUCACACCUGGUCGACGGAUCUCAAAAAGACUUGUGGGCCACAGCCCAGAACCGGUGGCUGAUUUGGAUCUAGGUGAACGUGCAUUUCGAGCUGUUGUUAAGAAAUCUGCUUCUUUGGGCAUCCCCCUGAAUGUCUCUGGUCAGGAAUUUUCCCAGAAUAAAGAUCCUACAGUAGGAACUGGCAAUUCUGAUCAGGCUCCUCUGAGAAGAGAAGCUUCAGGCCUUGAAUUUCCACCAGACUUGGAAAAGGAAAUACUUAUGCAGAAUGAAGAUCUGACAGUUGGAACUGGCAAUUCUGAUCAGGCUUCUCAGAAGAUAGAAGCUUCAGGGGAUGGAUUAUCACCAGGCUUGGAAAAGGAAAUAUUUUCCCAGAACAAAGAUCCAACAGUAGGAACUGGCAAUUCUGAUCAGGCUUCUCAGAAGAUGGAAGCUUCAGGGGAUGGAUUAUCACCAGGCUUGGAAAAGGAAAUAUUUUCCCAGAACAAAGAUCCAACAGUAGGAACUGGCAAUUCUGAUCAAGCUUCUCUGAGCAAAGAAGCUUCAGGAGAUGAAUUAUCACCAGGCUUGGAAAAGGAAAUACUUGCCCAGAACAAAGAUCCCACAGUAGGAACUGGCAAUGCUGAUCAGGCUUCUCUGAGCAGAAAAGCUUCAGGGGAUGAAUUAUCACCAGGCUUGGAAAAGGAAAUACUUACCCAUUACAAAGAUCCGACAGUAGGAUCUGGCAAUUCUGAUCAGGCUUCUCUGAGAAGAAAAGCUGCACUAGAUGAAAUACCACCAGGCUGGGAAAAGGAAAUGCUUGGACAGAACAAAUAUUCUACUGUAGGAACUGGCAAUUCUGAUCAGGCUUCUCUGAGCAGAAAACUUUCACCAGAUGAAAUACCCCCAGGUUGGGAGAAUGAAAUACCCCCAGGAUGGAAGUAUGAAAUACCUGCCCAGAACAAAGAUCCUAUAGUAGGGACUACCAAUUCUGAUCAAGCUUCUCUGAGCAGAGAAAAAGCCUCACUGGAUGAAAUACCCCCAGGUUGGGAAAAGGAAAUACUUGCCUACAACAAAGAUCCUGCAAUAAGAACUGGCAAUUCUGAUCAGGUUUCUCUCAGCAGAGAAUUAGCUUCAGCAGAUGAAUUGCCACCUGGCUGGGAAAAGGAAAUGCUUACCUGGAACAAAUAUCCGACAGUAGGAACUGGCAAUUUUAAUUCACUUGAUGAUAUACCUCCAGGCUGGGAAAAGGAACUACUUGUCCAGCAAAAAGAUCAUACAGUAGGAACUGGCAAUUCUUAUCAGUCUUUUCUGAGCAAAGAAGCUUCAGUGGAUGGAUUACCACCAGGCUGGAAAACAGAACUCAGAAUGAGAAAAAAUGCUCGUGUAAUAAAAAAGGACCCGUAUUACACGGAUCCAGUGCAUGGAUAUGUAUUUCGUUCCAAAAAGGAUGUUAUGCGCUAUCUGCAAACUGGAGACAUCAGAAGUUGUGCUGUGAAGCCUACCAAAAGGGAUCCGGGUUCAACAAUGAAGGAUAAUUCUCCCUCAACACAUGACACCAGUUCGAAGAAAUUAAGGUGCUCUUUGACCGGAAUACAACUUUCUGCCACUGAUGAAUCAAAAGGUAGUAAGUGUUCUGUUACUUGUUCAAUGGCACUGCAAGCUGAGAAUUCCAGUGAACAUUCUAAAAGCAGUAUGUUCAACCUCAACACCAGUAUUUCAUCUAUUGUAGCUGAUAUAACAGAAAAACAUUCAUAUGAAAAUGUAAAUGAAGAUACUGAAAUAAGACUAGACGUGGAACCAGAAAUAAGAGACUCAGUUGGAGACACAAAUCCUGCAGCUGCUGAAACUGUUGAUGUUAGAAGGUCAUUAGUUGUUUCCCCCCAGUUGGACUUCCUCCCAGAGCAGCAAUUACCAGAAAAUGAGAAGGAAAAGCAGCCAGCAAGGUUGAGAAAAUUCAGAAAUACACACGACAAGAUCGGAUAUAGCCAGUCAAAAAAUGAAAUUCCUAUUGAAUUGGAUAAUCCUAUACACACCACAAGACAAGGACUGCCAGGAGUGUUACUUGAGGAGGAUGACUAUAAUAUCAAGUUGGAUGACAGUUGUAAAUAUACUCUAGUGGGCAAAUUUACCAACACUAUGCCAAAAGUGGAUUUGAUUAAGAGAAGUUUUAUUCGUCAGAUUCAAUUAUCUGGACGGGUGAAAAUAGCUCAUUUCAAUUCUAGGCAUGUAUAUAUUGAUCUUGAUAAUGAGUUUGAUUAUAUUACGGUUUGGACUAAGCAAAGCAUGACCAUAGAAGGCCAAUUAAUGAGAAUCCAGUCCUGGACCCCAGACUUCAAACCUGAGGAAGAAACACCUUUAGUGCCCAUAUGGAUUGCCUUACCAGAACUUCCUUGGCAUUGUUAUAACAAGGUUCUCUUGACGGCUAUAUUGAGCUCCAUAGGCAAGGUCUUAUACCUUGACUCCCCAUCCUCUCAGAAGACUAGAGGCAGCAUGGCCAGGAUGAAGGUUCAAGUUGAUAUUACCAAGGAAAGACCACCUCAUGUUGGGUGGGAUUUAAAAAUUCAGACCCCAAUAAAGGGAGGGCACAUGGAUAAUGCUUGUACUAUCAAAAGAAGAGAUGAAGAUUUCAAAAGAAGGAAAGAAAUGGAAGCUGGGAAAAAGAACAAGACUAAGGGAGAACAAGAGAAGGGAGAUCAACAGAGGAACGACAAAACAGAUGAGGAUUUAGGACAGACUCAAGGAAAGAAGAAUUUUACAGGUCAACAACAAGGAGUUGACAAUCAGAUACAGCCUCCACAAGAACAGGAAACAGCAGACCAAGAGGAGCUAUGA
Messenger RNA from Solanum stenotomum, 5308 nucleotides. RefSeq lists its product as uncharacterized. Gene Ontology annotation, molecular function: DNA binding. The record is from RefSeq and is a predicted model, not a curated record. NCBI's taxonomy places the organism in Eukaryota, Viridiplantae, Streptophyta, Magnoliopsida, Solanales, Solanaceae. The coding region runs from base 107 to 5308 and encodes 1733 amino acids. The transcript is spliced from 19 exons.